Funneliformis geosporum is the source of this 288-nucleotide messenger RNA. NCBI's taxonomy places the organism in Eukaryota, Fungi, Glomeromycota, Glomeromycetes, Glomerales, Glomeraceae. The record is from the annotation of a GenBank genome assembly.
AUGAAGGUAGGUCAGCUCAAAUAUAUCGAUAGCAAGCAGUUCAUGAAUAGUAGCUUAGCCAAACUUACAAAAAAUUUGGGUGAUAACCAUUCAAUAACAAGCCAGCAUUUCAAAAAAUUAGGCUAUACAGAUGAGCAAUUAGCAUUAGUAUAUCGCAAAGGAGUUUAUCCCUAUGACUAUAUCGAUUCUCAUGAUAGGUUUCAGGAGGCAGAACUUCCUCCCAUUCACGAAUUUAGUACACAUCUUCAUGGCAAAAUUACUCAAGAAGAUUACCAAUAUGCUCAGAAA